AGCACCACUAGGCAAAGGCGUACGUAUUUAGCUCAGAACUAAUGAGUUUCUGAAGACCAUUCGGAGGGAUUGAUGCGCCGACUGGGCCGUCUGAAGGCUGAGGCAUGGCGGAGUCUGGGAUGCGACCGGAGGGAUUCCUCGGGGUUAUCGGCAAUAACAGUGGCUCUCACCAGCCAGAAAACGGUGCCAUUUCGCCAGAUUCUGACCUGAAAAUGUACCCAAGAACAAUAUAUUAUCCCCUCUCUUCCCGGAGGACGGCGAUCCUGGCGUAGUAUCCGGCAUGCAACCCUUUCUGCGACGCUGGUUCUCCUUUCGUUCAUACAGCAGAAGUCCCGCCUUCUCUCGGACUUUCGCCCCUACUACAAAGCUCAGGAUGGCCUCCUCUACGGCAGCCGCUCUCUACGCCCUGACAGUCUCUGCCUCUCCGGGCUCGUCAGCCCCGGAUGAUGCCACUAAGAAGGCACAUCAUGUCAAAAACGGGUUUGACAACCCUUGGGACUCGUUUACCUCGCCUUUUGACAAACAGGGACAGUUUCUGUGGCACGUAGUGACUGGCAAGGGUAAUCGCCCUGACACCUCUCCUCCAACUGUUCCUGUACAGAAACCAGAAUUUCUACCUAGUCGCGAGACGUCUACCCUGCGAGCGACAUGGCUAGGCCACGCUUGCUAUUAUGUCGAGUUUCCUGGCGGACUGCGAGUACUAUUCGACCCAGUUUUCGAGGAUCGAUGCUCUCCACUAUCAUGGUUGGGACCAAAGCGUUAUACCCAGCCUCCAUGUGACAUCAAGGAUAUUCCUGUCAUCGACGCAGUCGUGAUCUCCCAUAAUCACUAUGACCACUUGUCUCUUCCGACUGUCCAGGAUAUUCAUAAGCGGCACCCGAACUGUCAUUUCUUUGUCCCUCUUGGAAACAAGGAAUGGUUUGACAAGACCGGAAUAUCGAAUGCAACGGAACUCGACUGGUGGGAUGAGCGCAACAUCCGCCUUUCUCCAUCGCAACCCUCAGCCCAGGUAGAGACAACCGAUCAAAGCACAACCUUGAAACCAGCGGAUAUUGCUGCUCGGAUCGGCUGUUUACCUUGCCAGCACCUUAGCGCCAGAACACCAUUUGACCGAUGUAAAACCCUCUGGGCCUCGUGGUAUGUAGAGUCCGGCGGCCGCAGGGUAUAUUUCGCAGGUGACACUGGUUAUCGCUCGGUGCCAACUCUUCCAAAUGAUGUGGACGACCAUGCCCCGGAGUACAGCUUUCCCUCGUGCCCUGCUUUCAAGCAAGUGGGCGAGUUCCGUGGCCCGUUCGAUCUUGGACUAAUCCCUAUCGGCGCGUAUCAGCCACGAUGGUUCAUGAGUCCUAUGCACGCAGACCCUCACGACGCUGUUGAGAUCUUCCGGGAUACCAAGUGCAAGCAAGCUCUGGGCAUGCACUGGGGUACCUGGGUGUUAACUGAAGAGGAUGUCCUCGAGCCCCCUAAGAAGCUCAAGGAGGCGUUGAAGAAGCAUGAGAUCCCGGAAACUGGGGUGUUCGAUAUCUGUGACAUUGGUGAGAGCCGAGAGUUUUGAAAUUUAAGAUAGAAUUGUUACACUAGUGCGAUCACUGUUGUUUCAUGUAUUAUAAUCUACUCGUGAGCUGCUUACUGGCUCCCUGAUACAUUUGUGUAACAAUAUUUGGGAACACUCCACUAGAUACCCUUGUCCUUUAAUGCUUAUAUUCACCU
Aspergillus versicolor CBS 583.65 is the source of this 1710-nucleotide messenger RNA. Its product is annotated as putative Zn-dependent hydrolase/oxidoreductase family protein. Gene Ontology annotation, cellular component: membrane-bounded organelle; cytoplasm. Gene Ontology annotation, biological process: N-acylphosphatidylethanolamine metabolic process; N-acylethanolamine metabolic process. NCBI's taxonomy places the organism in Eukaryota, Fungi, Ascomycota, Eurotiomycetes, Eurotiales, Aspergillaceae. The transcript is spliced from 4 exons. Gene Ontology annotation, molecular function: zinc ion binding; N-acylphosphatidylethanolamine-specific phospholipase D activity. Bases 374 to 1555 code for a protein of 393 amino acids. The record is from RefSeq and is a predicted model, not a curated record.